CCUCGCCGACCCCUUCCUCGUGGCUCCGCGCGGUCAAUACAAAUCCAAGCCGGCCGGCACUCGCGACACAGCACGAGGUGCGAAGAGGCGGCCUGACUCGCCGAGCCAAGCAACCGGCCGGCGUCCUUUGACACUCCGCGAUCAGAAGGCAGUCCAGUAUGCUGCUGAGAAACCUGUCCGUCGCCGCGUUGGUGCUGGCGGUGGGCGUUGCCAUGGCAGCCGCCGCUGAACUUGGCCAAGGGACCUACACCGUGGUCUCACCCUCCUCCGUCCGCCCGCACUCCGAGUACCACGUGGCCGUGGGCGUGCACGGCGCCGACAAGGACACGUCCGUGGAGCUGGAGCUGGUCAACAGCGGCGACAAUGGCCACAACGUCACCUACACCGAGAAGGUGGUGGUGCCGUCCGGCAGCACCAAGACCGCCCGCAUCAAGGUGGGCGAGCUGCACGCCGGCAAGGUGCGCCUGUCCGCCAAGGGCGAGGGCGGCGUGUCGUUCAGCAACGCCACGGACGUGGACUUCGACGGCAAGACGGCCUCGCUGUUCGUGCAGACCGACAAGGCCCAGUACAAGCCGGGGCAGGACGUGCGCAUCAGGGUGCUGGUCCUGGACCCGCACCUCAAGCCCACCGUCAGGGAGCCCAUCAACGUGUUCGUCUUGGACGGCAAGAACAACCGCAUCAAGCAGUGGCUGAGCGAGCAGCCCGAGGGCGGGCUGUGGUCGGGCACCUUCUCGCUGUCCGAGCAGCCCGUGCUGGGCGACUGGACCGUGGCCACCGCCCUCGCCACCUCCCCGGCCGGCGAGGUCAAGAAGACCUUCAGCGUGGCCGAGUACGUGCUGCCCACCUUCGAGGUGACGGCCAAGGCGCCGCAGACGGUCGCCUUCAAGCAGGGCAAGAUCCCCGUCACCGUCAAGGCCAAGUACACGUACGGAAAGCCCGUGGUCGGCAAGGCCACGGUGCGCGCCCCGCUGCCCUACUACUGGGUCAACCCCUUCCCGCCGCACCCGAUCCCUAUCUUUGGCUUGGCCUCAGAGAACGCCUCCACCACCACGACCACCACCACCUCCACCACCCCCAUGCCGCCCAGGCCGACGCACGUGGAGAAGGUGGUCCCCAUCGACGGCUCCGCCACGGUCGAGUUCGACAUCAAGGAUGACCUCAAACUGGACGACAACAACUACUGGAACCACGUGACGUACGAGGUGUCCGUGGUGGAGGACCUGACGGGCCGCGUGCUCAACGCCUCCGACGUGGAGGGCACUCAGGUCCGGCAGCACGACUUCGACUUGCAGUUCGUGGACACCCCGUACAACUUCGAGCACGGGAAGCUUGUCGUCGUCAAGGUGAAAGUGACGGACCUCGACGGCGCCCCCGUCCAGGACGACAAGAACCCCGUGGAGAUGACGUACAACUACGGCUGGGAAGACAAAGAGAGGAAGUCGCUGCCAGAGAAGAAGGUCCCGGCCACGGGCAUCGUCACGUUCGAACUGGAGCCCGAGAAGAACAAGUCGCAGAUCACUUUCACCGCUACUUACCGCAACAACUCUGCCAUCCAGUAUCUGAGCGCGUUCCAGGAGAGAGAGAGUGAGAACCUGAACGUGGAGGUGGAGCAAGACAGCGUCAAUGUCGGCGACGAGAUCCUGCUGCGCGUGUCCUCCAAGGUGCCGCUGCGCCAGGCCACGCUGGUGGUGCAGGGCCCUCUGGGGCUGCGGACGGUGCGGGACCUGCCGGCCGGCCUGGACGCCAGCAAGGACGACGCCCAGCCCGGCGCGGCCGGCACCACGGUCCGCGUGCGCGCCACCGCCGACAUGGCCCCCGCCUCGCGCGUCGCCGUGUACGGAGUCACGGCCGACGGCAACCUGGUGGCCGACGUUUCCGCCGUCAAGGUCAACGCGAGCCUCGCGCCGGUGGCGGUGCGCAUCCAGCCGGGCCGCAGCGAGCCGGGCCGCGAGGUGGAGGUGUCGCUGUCCGCGCGGCCCAACGCCACGGUGGCGCUGCUGGCCGUGGACCAGAGCGUGCUGCUGCUCAAGCAGUCCAACAACGGGGUGACGGCCGCCGACGCCUACAACGAGCGCAUCAGCUACGAGUCCAAGGCCAAGAAGCCCUGGGGCCCCGGGUCCGGCGCCGAGAGCCUGCUGGGCAAGUGGAAGCGCUGGUGGUACUCCGUGGAGGAGGUGCUGGAGGACGCUGGUGUCGUCUACAUGACGAACGCUAAAAUUGUGCGGAGGCUACCAGAGCGUAAGUUUAAGCCGGUGCUCUUCGCGCUGGGCGCCCCUGGGGCAGCAGGCAUUGCCGUGCCCGAGGCUGCGCGCCCCAUGGCGGCGGCCGUCCCAAGCUCGGCGGCCUCGUUCGCAGGCGCGGGUGGCGCGGCGCCUCCGCCACCCAGGCUGCGCACGCUCUUCCCCGAGACCUGGCUCUGGGAGAACUUCAACUCGGGUGCUGACGGCAACGUGACCCUCAAGAGGGUCGUCCCGGACACCAUCACGUCGUGGGUCGUUUCCGCCCUGGCCGUGGACCCGGAGCAGGGGCUGGGACUCAGCGACACCACCAAGCUGACGGUGUUCAGGCCGUUCUUCGCCACCCUGAACCUCCCCUACUCCGUGAUCCGCGGCGAGACGGUCCAGGUGCCCGUCAUCGUCUUCAACUACAUGGACGAGGACACCACGGCCACCGUGACCCUGGACAACGAGCACGGAGAGUUCGAAUUCGCCGGCAACGCCGCUGGUGGCCGCGCUCGCCGCGAGGGCGCCAAGAGCCAGACGCGGCAGGUGAAGGUGCCGCGGCAGGGCGCCGCCUCCGCCACGUUCGACAUCACCCCCAGGAAGGUGGGCCACGUGAUGCUCAAGGUCACCGCCGUGGGCGACAAGGCCGGGGACGCACUGGAGCGGCCCCUCAAGGUCAAGGCGGAGGGCGAAACGCAGUACCGCAACAAGGCCAUCCCGGUGUCCCUCGUCAAGGAGAAGACCUUCAAGGCGAUCGUGCCCCUCGAGUUCCCCGAGAACACGGUGCCCGACUCCGAAACCGUGGAGGUGUCUGCCAUCGGCGAUGUUCUUGGACCCAGCACAGCCAACCUGGAUACACUCAUUAGGAUGCCUUUCGGGUGCGGCGAGCAGAACAUGCUCAACUUUGUCCCCAACAUCGUCAUCAUGAAGUACCUGAAUCACACCAACAAGCUGACGCCCGUCCUGGAGCGCAAGGCGCGCUCCUUCACGGAGAUGGGUUACCAGAAGGAGAUGACCUACCGCCACAAGGACGGCUCUUUCAGCGCGUUCGGGGAGUCGGACCGCAGCGGCAGCACGUGGCUGACGGCCUUCGUGGCCAAGUCCUUCCGUCUGGCCAAGUCGCUGGUGCCGGUGGAGGAGCGCGUCAUCGAGGAGGCCCUGGAGUGGCUGUCCAAGCAGCAGGCCGAGAACGGCUCCUUCCCGGAGGUGGGCACCGUGAGCCACCGCGACAUGCAGGGCGGCUCGGCCAAGGGGCUCGCCCUCACCGCCUACGUGCUCACCGCCUUCCUGCAGGAAAAGGACGCUACGUUCAAGCACCAGGACGCGGCCAAGAAGGCCCUCGACUACUUGGUGAAGAACAUGGCCAGCCUGGACGACCCGUACGCCAUCGCUAUCACCACCUACGCCCUGCACCUGGCCGGCCACCCCUCCAAGGACGAGGCCUUCAAGAUGCUGGACGCCAGGGCCCAGUCUGCGCGCGGACUCCGCUGGUGGAACAAGACUGAGAAGGCCGACCCCGAGAACCCCUUCUGGGGGCAGCCCAACUCCGUCAACGUGGAGAUGACGGCCUACGCCCUGCUGACGUACCUGGAGCGCGGCCUGGCCGAGGAGGCCUUCCCCAUCAUGCAGUGGCUCAUCGAGCAGCGCAACUCCAACGGCGGGUUCGCCUCGACGCAGGACACGGUGGUGGGGCUGCAGGCGCUGGCCGCCAUGGCGGAGCGCAUCGCACUGCCCUCGGGCGACAUGCGCAUCGUCUUCUCGUACGCGGCCAAGGGCGCCAAGCAGGACACGCCUAUCGUGGUGAACGCCAAGACCGGCUUGGUGCUGCAGCGGCACGAGCUGCCCCGCGACGUCCGCGAGGUCGAGCUGGCGGCCGAGGGCUCCGGCUUCUCGCUGGCGCAAGUCUCCUGGAGCUACAACGAGGCCACGGUGGGCAAGCACCCACUCUUCAAGCUGCGCGCCGAGGUGGCCGACAAGACGACGACCAACUUGCUGGUGCUGCGGGUGUGCUCCAGCUUCAUCGCGGGGCCGUGGGGCUCCGAGAGCAACAUGGCGGUGGUGGAGGUGUCGCUGCCGUCGGGCUUUACAGUGGACCAGGACGCGCUGCCCGCCCUCAAGGAGAACGGCAACGUGAAGCGUGUCGAGACCAAGGACCAGGACACCGUCCUCGUGCUCUACUUCGACAAGAUGGAAACCAAGGAGUACUGCGUCGAGGUGUCCGCCAUCCGUACCCACCUUGUGUCCAACCAGAAGCCGGUCCCCGUCACCGUGUACGACUACUACGAUCAGACCCGGCGUGCUCGUGUGUUCUACGAGCCUCCCGCAGCCGACCUCGCCGACAAGGGGCAGUGAACGGAACAUGAAGCAACGCAGCCAAAGCAGUCUUCGGGCGCGGGGUUUCGUCGUGGUAGCCUUGCAGCAAAGUGGAGUCUUCCAUCUGUCCGAAAGGACGAAUAAUUCGCUUUCGCAAACUUCAACCUAUCCUUUUCAUUUGAAAUACAACUUUGCACAAAAGUA
Molecule: messenger RNA, 4739 nt
Organism: Thrips palmi
Lineage: Eukaryota; Metazoa; Arthropoda; Insecta; Thysanoptera; Thripidae
Product: pregnancy zone protein-like
Exons: 27
Coding region: 159-4574 (1471 amino acids)
Cellular component (GO): extracellular region
Molecular function (GO): endopeptidase inhibitor activity
Source: RefSeq, a predicted model, not a curated record